This is a messenger RNA of Cercospora beticola, 609 nucleotides long. RefSeq lists its product as uncharacterized. The record is from RefSeq and is a predicted model, not a curated record. NCBI's taxonomy places the organism in Eukaryota, Fungi, Ascomycota, Dothideomycetes, Mycosphaerellales, Mycosphaerellaceae.
AUGAAGUUCUCUCUCUUCGCUCUCCCAGCCCUCUCUGUCCUGGCUUGGGCAGCCCCUACCUCUGUGGAAAACGCUGCCGUCGAGAAGCGCCAGACCCAAGGCACUCUCGAGCAGUGGCUCGUCACUUUGAACGAGGAGCUGAAGCCAUUCACCUCCCACAUGACCCAAGUCACCGCUGCACUCCCAGAGGAUGCCUCUGUUGAGGACAAGGAGGCCGCUGCCGAUUCGAUCAUGGGUGACAUCGCUGGUAUCCGCCAGGCAUUCCGCGAGACCACUGCCAAGGUCAACGCUGUCCGCGCCCAGAAGCAGCAGAAGCGUCAGACACUUGCCGACCUUCCAGACGUCCUCGGCCAACUCGACGGUCGUCCAAUCGUCCUCGCCAACCUCCUGCUUCCUAUCCUCCAGCAGCUGAACCCAGCUCUCGGCUCUGUCCUCAACACUCUCUCCUUGACUGCUGUUUACGUCGCUCUCCAGCCAUUCCUCACCACUGAGCUCCCAGCCCUCGUUGUCGGGCUCAGCGGCCUUGUUGGCGGUCUUUUGGUAGCUCUUGCCCCUCUGCUCGCUGCUCUGGGCGGUAUCCUGGCACCAAUCGUCGCCGCUCUCUUGUAA